Molecule: messenger RNA, 1767 nt
Organism: Dermacentor andersoni
Lineage: Eukaryota; Metazoa; Arthropoda; Arachnida; Ixodida; Ixodidae
Gene: Nop56
Product: Nop56 ribonucleoprotein
Cellular component (GO): box C/D methylation guide snoRNP complex; small-subunit processome
Molecular function (GO): snoRNA binding
Source: RefSeq, a predicted model, not a curated record
GCCGGAGGCCGCAGUCGGCAUGCCGUGCACGUUGUUUCUGUACCCUAUGCUGUUGUGUUGCUCAGCUAGCAAGCUAGGCUUAACCGUGGCGGCAACGUGUUCUACUUGUGGUAUGGUGCGUCGCCGUUAAGGAAGUUGCAACAAUGUCUCAGCUCUACGUGCUCUUCGAGCACGCUGUGGGAUAUGCGCUCUUUCGAGUCAAGGAGUUCGAGGAGGUCGGCAUGGCGCUACCUCAGGUGGAAAAGAGCGUCCUCGACUUCAACAAGUUCAAGUCGCUCGUGCAUCUGAUAGCGUUUUUCCCAUUUCGCACAGCAGUGAACGCAUUGGAGAACAUGAAUUGUGUCACUGAAGGUGUGGUUCAUGAUGAUCUGCAGACCUUUUUGGAAACAAAUGUUCCCAAAUCUACAAAGAAGAGCAAGGUGAUUCUUGGCGUUGGUGACUCGAAAUUGGCAAUGACCAUACAGGAGUCUAUGGGAAUCUCUUGCCAGCACACAGGCAUAGUCCCAGAAGUCAUCAGAGGUGUUCGGCUUCAUUUCUACAAGCUCGUCAAAGGGCUCACAGAUGUAUCCUCUUCCAAAGCACAGCUUGGAUUGGGGCACAGCUACUCGCGUUCCAAGGUCAAGUUUAAUGUCAACCGCAUUGACAACAUGAUCAUUCAAAGCAUUGCUCUUCUGGAUCAGCUUGACAAGGACAUUAACACCUUUGCCAUGAGAGUCAGGGAGUGGUACUCUUACCACUUUCCAGAACUCGUGAAGAUUGUCCCCGACAACUACACUUAUGCCAAGACAGCCUCGCUGAUCAAGAACCGGAAGGACCUCACUGAAGAUAGCCUUGAAGCACUUGAGGAAGUGGUCAUGGACAGUGCAAAGGCCCAGGCUAUCAUUGAUGCUGCAAGAGCUUCAAUGGGAAUGGAUAUAUCACCUGUGGAUUUGAUCAACAUUGAGAUGUUUGCCUCGCGUGUCAUCUCCCUGGUGGAAUACCGCAAGCAACUCAUGGAAUACCUCAAGACCAAGAUGCAUGACAUUGCCCCCAACCUGGCAACACUCAUCGGCGAAACGGUUGGAGCACGAUUGAUAUCACAUGCUGGCAGCCUGACUAACCUGGCCAAGUACCCAGCAUCCACUGUUCAAAUUCUGGGGGCUGAGAAAGCCUUGUUUAGGGCUCUGAAGACUCGAGGCAACACGCCCAAGUAUGGUCUUAUCUUCCACUCAACAUACAUUGGACGUGCUGGUGCCAAAAAUAAAGGUCGCAUUUCACGCUACCUGGCCAAUAAGUGUUCCCUGGCUUCUCGGAUUGAUUGCUUCAGUGACUUGCCAACUAACAUUUUUGGCAUGAAGCUCAAAGAGCAAGUUGAAGACAGGCUAAAAUUUUACGAGACUGGCGACAUACCAAGGAAGAAUGUGGAUGUGAUGACUGAUGCAUUGGCCGAGGCACAAGCUGCAGUGGCUGCUAUGAAGAAGCAGAAGAGGAAGGAAAAGAAGAAGAAAAAGAAAGAAAGGGAAGCAAUGGAGAAUAGCGCCAUGGACACAACAGUGGAUGCAGAAGAGCAAGAGGAAGAAUCGCCACCUAAAAAGAAGAAGAAAAAGACGCAUGCAGCUGCGGAAGAUGCAGAUGAAGCAGCUGAGCUGAAUUGCAAUGGGGAAACCGGUGAACAUGUGAAAAAACCGAAGAAGAAGAAAAAGAAAUCCAAGGAGAGUGAAUGAGGUCAAAUUUCUGUACAGGAAUUCCGUUUGCAGAAAAUAAAGCAUGUUUUACUUUUUAUGGGAA